AUGGAGGCGCACGAGGCUGAUGUCCGCCGCAUAGCGGACGAGGUGAAAGGGUUCCACACCCGCGGCGAGCCCUUCCGCAUCUUUCACGGCUCAACCAACUCAACGCGUCCUCCUCACGGCCAGUCCACCGUGGACAUCAGCGCCCUCUCGCGCGUCCUGCACAUCGACCUCGAAGCCCGGACUGCCAUAGUCGAACCCAGUGUCCCUAUGGACCGCCUCGUCGACGCUACUUUACCCUUGGGUCUCGUGCCACCGGUCGUCAUGGAGUUCCCCGGCAUCACCGUCGGGGGCGGGUUCGCCGGGUCGGCGGGCGAGAGUUCCUCAUUUCGCCACGGAGGCUUUCACAGUAUCAUUACCUCCAUCGAAAUGGUCCUGGCCACUGGGGAAGUGGUCACGGCUUCUUCUGAGGAACGGCCUGACCUCUUCCGAGCCGCGUCCGGCGCUCUCGGGACCCUUGGUAUCGUCACCAAGCUGGAGAUGCGCCUCAUCCCGGCCGGGAAAUACGUCGAGCUCGUCUACCACUCGUAUUCCUCUGCGAAAGAGGGCAUCUCCGCUUUGCAGCGUGAGACGAAGGACCCGGACAACGAUUUCGUAGAGGGCAUCGUCUUCUCGCGCACUUGCACCGUCGUCAUCACCGGUCGCAUGACUGACGACCUAGCAUCCAAGGACUCCCCCUCCCGUCGCCCUCAGACUUUCACACGUCCCAACGACCCGUGGUAUUAUCUGCACGUCCGCAACCGCGUAUCUUCACCAUCCCCUCCCUCCUUGUCGUCCCCCUCCCCCAGGACGGACCUCGUCCCCCUCCGGGACUACCUCUUCCGAUACGACCGCGGCGGCUUCUGGAUGGGCGAAGUCGCCUUCGGCUACGCCCGCGUGGUCCCAUUCAACCGCCUAACCCGCCGCCUCCUCAACCGCAUCAUGAACACCCGCGCCCUCUUCCGCGCCGGCCUGGGCGGCGGAAGCCGCAUGACCUUCCGCUACCUCGUCCACGACCUGUCCCUGCCCUACGCCACAGUCGGCAACUUCAUCGACUACGUUGCCGACACCCUCGACAUCUGGCCUCUGUGGCUCUGUCCCCUACCUCCCAUCCAGCAGCCCACCUUCCACCCGUCCUCGACUACCACCACCACCGCCACCGCCGACGAGGAUCAACAGCAAUCACAGCAGCCACCCCAACUGGGUCAUCGUGGCCGUGACGCCGCUGCUGACCCGGUACCCACGCUCAAUGUCGGCGUCUGGGGCGAGGCCAAAGGCUCCGACGACUUGGAAAGCUUCGUCCGCGUGAACCGCGAUCUGGAGACGACACUCCGCCAGCUCGGCGGCCGCAAGGUCCUUUACUCCCAUGCCUACUACACCGAGGACGAGUUCUGGAGCAUCUACGACAGGGAAUGGUACGACGGCCUCAGAGAGAAGUACCGCGCCUCCACGCUUCCCACCGUUUACGACAAGGUCAAGGUUGACGUCGACCGGGAGCGCCGUCGGAGAGGCAUCCUCGACAGAUUGGCCGUGUCGUGGCCUUUAGCUGGCCUCAUUGGCGUCGCUUCUGCUUUGCGCUCGUAG
This is a messenger RNA of Sodiomyces alkalinus F11, 1560 nucleotides long. Its product is annotated as FAD binding domain-containing protein. NCBI's taxonomy places the organism in Eukaryota, Fungi, Ascomycota, Sordariomycetes, Glomerellales, Plectosphaerellaceae. The record is from RefSeq and is a predicted model, not a curated record. The transcript has a single exon. Bases 1 to 1560 code for a protein of 519 amino acids. Gene Ontology annotation, biological process: steroid metabolic process. Gene Ontology annotation, cellular component: cytoplasm; membrane. Gene Ontology annotation, molecular function: Delta24(24-1) sterol reductase activity; FAD binding.